Molecule: messenger RNA, 2788 nt
Organism: Oncorhynchus kisutch (coho salmon)
Lineage: Eukaryota; Metazoa; Chordata; Actinopteri; Salmoniformes; Salmonidae
Product: nuclease SbcCD subunit C-like
Exons: 8
Coding region: 1454-1900 (148 amino acids)
Source: RefSeq, a predicted model, not a curated record
UAGGAUGAUGCCGAAAUUACUAGAUGGGAUACAGUUGGUCAAUUUGACUUAAAACGUUUUGUUGUUGCAUUUAGCCAACACUAACCCUUUUCCUAACCUUAACCUAAUGAUCCUAACCUGCUGCUUAGGUUCUCCCAAACUUGCUAUGAAAAGUCAAUUUUGAGAAAAGCUGUAUCCCUUAUAGACAAACCGGUUGAUGCUUGAGUUUCCGACUUCAAAUUCCGAGUUAGAUGACCGUUCAAAACUAUUUUCCCAGUUGAAGUUCAUUUUUAUCCUAGUUUCCAGUUGUUUUGAACGCACUGAAGUCGGAGAUUUCCCAGUUCCGGGAUGUUUUGAACAAACCAAGUAGCCUAGCCUAUUCUGAUUUGACGUUUGAGUUGCGAGUGCGACACCACUCUGAGUUGAACUGGCAGUCCAAACUUCAUAGGUCAAUGGAAAGCGGCAAAAGUGCAGGCACAUGUUUCCCAGGUAAUCCCCCACUCAUACGCACUGAAUGCUGCGGGUGAUUUGCUGCUACUCUCUGACAGCAACCAUCAAACCGAAUCCCAGAGACUGGGCUUGGGUAUUCAAGAUUAGAUUAUAUACCUUUUGUCAUGAAUGUUCAUAUGUGAUCUGUUUCAUCUGACAUUAUGAUAUGGAUUGUUUUAACCUAUAUUCAACAAUAAAUAUCCAUAGUCUGGAAUAUCUCCCUAUGUUGUCAGUCAUGAUUGUUUAAUAACUGCAUUAUUGUGCAGGUGGGCUGGGGCACCACAAAGGACACAUUUGUGUGGGUAGAACCAUCAUUGGAUCCAAUAGGACAGGAUCUAGUUAGAAAACAAGUGGUUUUUCGUGGUAAGACCAUGUGUGCAUUUUAUCCUCAGACUUUUCAACUAACAUGGACUUUGAUAUUAAUCAGUGUGCUCAGUUUAGGUUACACUUUCUUGAUGGUACCAGUAGGCCUAUGUUAACUUCUUGAUUUUAUACACAAAAAAUGUAAAUGUACUUUUCCUUUGAUAUUUAAGUGAUCAAUAUUAUGCCGGGGAUUACACUGACAAUGAUAUUGUAUUCCUGAUAACAUACAGAGGAUUCUGCAGAGUUCUAUCAGCUCUGCUAUGCUGAUAGUAAUGACCAAGUGAGAGGAGCCAGCACCCCCCUCUGCUUUAAAACCCCAAAACACAGACUACUGCCUGGAAAACCACCACUUGGUCAUCACAACACAGGAACAAUACAAUGCACAAUAUCUCAAAUCCAAAGAUUGUGUUUUGAAGACCAUGCGUGAACUACUUGUCUUUAAAAGGCAGCACUCUCUGUUGGGAUUGAUGAUGUUCCUCACAAGAACAUAUUAGCUAAAAUGAUCCAUAGGAGAGGAUAUGUACAUGACAUGAUGUGUGUUUCUGAAUCUAGGAACAGGUAGAGUAAAGUGAGAGAGAGAAAGAAGAGCUGGUCAUGGAGAUAGAGCAACUGAAAGAGCAACAUGAGACUGAGAAGUGUCCUGAAGGAGCAACAGCAAGAGAUUGAUCGCCUCAAGUCUCUGACAUCCAUUCAUGAAAAAUAUGAACAAGCAUUGAUCAAGAUCCAACAGCUGAAGAAGGAGCAAGAGGAGUUGAAAGGGAAGGUUGAGGUCCAAAGUGUGGAGAUUGCACAGCUGACCCCAAGGCUCAAAUCUGAGCAGGAGACCCGCAGACUGGGGGAUUACAUUCAACUUCUACAGGAGGCUCGGACACAGUUGCACCAGGCUUCCAACAACACCCGCAGACGUGCAGAGAAAGCCGAGAGGGAACUGGAGGAGGUCUAUGAGCGCAUGGAGAGCACUUCCAUGACGUCUGCUCAGACCAAGCAGAAGAGCAGCAAACUAGAGAUGCAACUUUUAGAGUUACGCAGAAUCAUUGAGGAGAAAGAAAACAUUAGCAGAGAUGGCUAAAGUAGAAAAUGAGGAGUUGUCCAGAGAAAAUCAGGACCUCAGAAGAGAUAUUGAGAGACUUCGCAAGGAGUUCACUGACCUCCCGACUGCACCAGUGUCAUUGGAGCCUCCCAGCCCUUAUGGCUCUCCAGCUGACCCCACCCCUACUGAGGAGCAGCAGCUAGAUGUACUAUCUGAGACCCCAGACACUGCUCCAAACUCCGAGGAGGUAUGUAGAGUCAUUCCUAUGGUAUAAAUUCCCCAAUUACAUUCAACCCAAUUUUUCUUUGAGUGGAUGGUCAGGAAGCCAGAACAUAGUUAGAAAUCAUUUGUACACUUCAAAUUGACCUAAAGAAUCUCAAACAGAUAAAGUAUUUGACAAAAACAGAAUGAUUUCAAACCUUGAUUACAUGGGGAUACGAUCACAUGUAUCUAUUUAUACGUGGGAAUACUUGGGAACAGAUUUCCUAAAUUAAAAUCACUUUGGGCUGAUUUCCUGAUUUCCUUCUUCUAAAGUCUGUUAUGUGUGUUUGUGUUCUUUUUGUGGCUCAUAAAAAUCCCGGCGCGCCUAUAGGGGAACCCUGUUGUUAUACAUGGUACAAAUGCAGUUUACACGUUUACAACAAGAUAGACUAGUGAUUUGGGAUCAAAGGGUUGAUUUCACAAUGGUUUAUCCACCAUCAUUUCUGUACUACACUAUAGUGAACUAUCCAUCUAUCGGAUGUUACCACUUACAGAGCCUUCAGAAAGUAUUCACACCCCUUCACUUUUUACACAUUUUGUUUUGUUACAGCCUAAAUCUUAAAUGGAUUAUAUUGAGAUUUUUUCCACUGGCCUACACACAAUAUACCCCAUAAUGUCAAAGUAAACUUGUGUUUUUUUUACAUUUGAACAAAUUAGUUAAAAAUG